UGGAAAUAAUUCUCUUCGAGUCGUCACGGUGUAGGAGGAAUGAAAUGGACUCGUCUGGAGAGUUGUGCGAUUUAUGUUCCAUUUUGGAGAAUGUAUGAAGAUGUAGAAAUGAUGUAAAGUUCGAAGUUAGGGUACAUUUUGAUGAUACUCUUAAAUGAGGAGAGGAGAGGCUCGAUAAUACGAUAAUUGGAAAAGUUUGGGAGCAGGUGGCGACCAUUUCGGCAUCGAUUUCUCUUCCUGGACGAGAAGCGAGAUUUCCCUAGUAUCUAAUCAGUGGGCGUUCUGCGGGUUUCUCAUUGGUGUGUGGGCGUUAUCACGGACCCCGAUUGGUCGAUGGGUAUUCUAGAGCUCUCUGCCGCAUACAUGCGCACCUCAAGGCUCCCCCAGUUCUGGAUCGUGAAACGCUUAACGCUCGCCAAUUUUACGAUACUAAUACUUUCCUCGAACUUUAUAAAUACUCCAUUUUAAAUUUCCUAAUUUUCCAUUCUUCCUAUAAAUACAUCCUCGCAAUUUGACCUCGUUCUUGGAUCUCAAAUCAAUAAUAUUCCAACGAUUGAAUAUCUUUCGUCGUUGGAAAAUACUCUCGAGAGACGUAUAAAUACACAAAGAUGUCUUGGGAGAUAAUCUCGUACUCUCGAUGAUUUGGAAAAAUUAAAUCGAUAAAGAGAAGUUAAAUAUCAGGAUAUUUUAAAAGAGUAGAAUGGAACAGUCGAUCGAAUCGAGUCCUCUAUUCUCGAAAACCCGAUUACGGAUGUUGCCGUGGCUCGCUAUUGAUCACGGCCCAACACCUCGGAGGACAGAUUAAACGAAUGUCCGCGGGUAAAACGAUCUCCCUUUAUCUCGAAUCUCAAGAACGCUCCCUCCCUCUGCCUGCCCGCGCCGCUGAAGAACUCUUUGAACCCGCUCUCUCUCUCUCUCUGUCUCUCCUCUCCUCGUCCUUUGCAACGAUCCUUUUAUACGGUGGCGAUCGAAUGGAAGCUGACAGUUUACCAGGAGUCGCGUUGGGUCGCCGACGAUGUCAGCGACUGUUGCCGGCAACCAGCAACAGCAACAUCCGCACCAAGAAUGGGACAUCAACGACUCGAACGUGCCAAGGGUGGUAGAGUAUGAUCCCUGGUGCGAAUGGGCGGACGGCCAUGUAAGAAGAGUGUACGGGCCAGAUUGCGAGGAAGCGAGAAGACACGCAUCCGGAUGGGCGAUGAGGAACACGAACAAUCACAACGUGAGCAUCUUGAAAAAGUCUUGCCUCGGUGUGCUGGUCUGCUCGCAAGAAUGCAUACUACCUGGCGGCGGAAGGGUUCACCUUCGACCGGCAAUUUGUGACAAGGCAAGGAAAAAGCAACAAGGGAAACCGUGCCCGAAUAGACAAUGCACGGGUCGGUUGGAAAUACUUUCGUGUCGCGGCCAUUGCGGUUACCCCGUAACGCAUUUCUGGCGACAUACCGAGCACGCGAUAUUUUUCCAAGCCAAAGGACAACACGAUCAUCCGCGACCAGAAGCAAAAUCCACGUCCGAGGCGAGGCGAAGCGUGGGUGCAGGCAGAAGGGUGCGAGGAUUGGCGGUCCUUCUCGCGAACGAGGCUGCUUUGGGUUCCAAAUUAAUGUCACUACGCGGAACGAAAAGAUCGAAUUCCGAAGCGAUCGAGCAACCGCCAAGAACGACGCAGCCACCGCCACUGAUACCGGAUAAAGGAUACUCGUGUUCCUGCCCACCAUUCGAAUGCAUGUGCGGCCUACAGAGCAACGUCUCGGCUUAUCAACAGUCGCAUCAUCAAACAACCAUGUAUCCCCAACAAACUGGCUCGAACGACACCCCCUACUGGCUCCAAGACACGGUCCCAGCCCAAGAGACAGCGCUGGGCUACAAUCUGCCCAGCCAAGUGUCUCAAGAGGCCUCCUACCCCGAUUUUCCCCCGUUCACCGGAGAGUUGCUCCAACCGGAAGAGAUCUUCCAGCUGGAUCAACCCCUGAGACCCGAAUUCUCCAUGAAUUCUCAAGAGGUGGCCUCAAGAUCGCCGCCCACCUUGCUCGAUCUUGGAAGCGGCACCAUAAAGUACGAGAUGAAACAGCAAGGGGACCAGGCUUACUGGAGCCAAUUUCUCAGCGAGGACUCGAGCAGCAGUCACCUGAGCAUAGCCCAGGACGAGAGGCUUCAAUUCCCCGGCUUCGAAACGGAGAAAGACUCGGCGAACGGGUUUUGCGCGAAGAGACCGGUCAAUCAUCAUCAAUUCGUCCCUGAGAAGGAAGGGAAUCACCAUCAUCAUCAUUUGAACAAUCCUUUAAACUUUCAAGAUUACCAACACACUCGACACACCCCGAAUCAGAAGGGCGCGGAUCAAGAAGCGAGCUAUUGGGCGCAAAAUCAUCAGGACGACCGUUUAAAUUUCCCCGACUUCGAUCCUCGCAAGGAGGAGGAGUUGUUGCCCGCUAGACGGGACGUUAACUGUUUUCCAAAGGAGAACUGCCAGCAAGGAUUGAUGGACAGGCCGAGUUACAGCGUCUAUCCGAAGAAGGAGAUCGAUUCUUCCCGCCCUUCUAUUUCUUCUUCUCGCGGCUCGCCCAUGGAGAACAAGCAUUACUCGUUCAACGACGGUUAUCAGAUGUUCGACCAGUCGGACAAGAAUCAAUUGGCGGCCAAUCGUAUACCAAAUCAGAGUCGGAUGGUAGGUCUGGACGAGAGGUUGCAGAAUAAUUAUCGCGAAACGAACGCUGACACGAGCGAAAGAUUGUUCCCCGAUCCGAGCGGGAUGGAUAUACCCGCGCAAAACAGCCCCGAGCCCUUCUUCUACCCCACCAACGACCGUUGCCAUUACACUUGCGAGGUGGUGGACACUCGGCUACCCCAGAUGGCCGUCGCGAGCCAGUCGAACGGGAUGAACAAUUACGGGGACGUGGCCGAUCUCGAUCUUCCCCCUUUCGUCGACUACACCCUCGUCGGGAUGCUGUGCUCCACCGAGGAGGACACGUCGAGCUUGCUACCCGGCUGCCCCCAAAACUCGCACAGCUACGUCCCCCAUCAUUAGAUCGUCAUUCCUUCGUCUAAGUUUGUAUCAUAUAAAUAUAUAUUGUUGUGCGAAUCAUGCUCGAGUGUGUCCGUGCACUUUUCUUCUCCAAACUCUUCCCUCUCCUGUCCCGUCUCUUCAUCGAGUUCUUCAUUCUACGUCGAUGAGUGGAGAAAGAUGGGUUCGAAAGGAGAAGAAGAAGGAAUUGUUGUAAGUUUAGCGAUGAGAGAGAGAGGAAAUGUUAUUUAAAUGAAGGAUAUAAACGAAAUAAAGGGAUUUUCGUUAAACAGGAGGGUUCCUCGCGUGUUCGAUAAAUUCGGGGGAGGGGGAUGAAAAGCACUCGAGUUGAAGUAGCUUGGAAAAAAGUCAUGAAUGAUUUAUUCGUAAUUUAUUAUUUUAUUCGCAACAGAUACUCUCACGAUCACAAUUGUAUGUAUAUUAUGUAAUAUAAUCAUAUACCUAUUUUUGCAUUACACUUUCUCGGAUUACAUGCGCAGAUAUUCGUUUUUCUUUUUUUUCUUUUUCCCUUUUUCCCUUUUUUUUUCUUUUUUUCUCUUUU
Molecule: messenger RNA, 3560 nt
Organism: Apis mellifera (honey bee)
Lineage: Eukaryota; Metazoa; Arthropoda; Insecta; Hymenoptera; Apidae
Exons: 6
Coding region: 1016-3022 (668 amino acids)
Biological process (GO): regulation of transcription by RNA polymerase II; gliogenesis
Cellular component (GO): nucleus
Molecular function (GO): RNA polymerase II cis-regulatory region sequence-specific DNA binding; DNA-binding transcription activator activity, RNA polymerase II-specific
Source: RefSeq, a predicted model, not a curated record